Saccostrea cuccullata (small rock oyster) is the source of this 673-nucleotide messenger RNA. RefSeq names its product ficolin-1-A-like. The coding region runs from base 82 to 591 and encodes 169 amino acids. Lineage: Eukaryota; Metazoa; Mollusca; Bivalvia; Ostreida; Ostreidae. The transcript has 4 exons. The record is from RefSeq and is a predicted model, not a curated record.
AGUAAGGCUUACACGAUCUACCCAAAUAAAGGAUCUGAAUUCUAGGUUUACUGUGAUCAGAAGACAGACGGGGGUGGAUGGAUGGUUAUACAAAGGAGACAUGAUGGAUCAGAAAAUUUAUUCAGAACCUGGAAUGAGUACAAAACUGGGUUCGGAAAUCUGACGAAUGAGUUUUGGCUAGGGAAUGAAAAAAUUCACACAAUUACAGAAUCAGGAAAUUACAACCUGAGAAUCGAUAUGAAAGACUUUUCCAAAAAUUCUCGUCAUGCAAGCUUUAAAACAUUUCAGGUUGGGAAUGAAAAAUCUGGAUAUGUUUUGAAAGUCUCAGGCUACAGUGGAAAUGCUGGCGACUCAUUGUCUAACCAUAAUACUGCAAAAUUCGUUACACAGUAUCGAAAUGAUGGACACGGUUGUGCAAAGAAAUAUAAAAGCGGAUGGUGGUACAAAAACUGUCAUCGCUCUAAUCUUAAUGGCCAAUAUCUGAAAGGUGAGCAUAAAUCCUAUGCUAACGGUGUGAACUGGUAUCACUGGAAAGGAUACCAUUAUUCUCUGAAACUAACUGAAAUGAAAAUCAGAAGAGCAAACGUCUGAGUCUGAAAAUCAGACCAAGAGAUGAAGAAUGAGGAAAAUCAAACCAAAAAAUGAAGUGUCCAAUUUAUUUGUUCACAAAUAA